Messenger RNA from Chlamydomonas reinhardtii, 3130 nucleotides. RefSeq lists its product as uncharacterized. Gene Ontology annotation, molecular function: site-specific DNA-methyltransferase (adenine-specific) activity; DNA binding. The record is from RefSeq and is a predicted model, not a curated record. The coding region runs from base 447 to 3068 and encodes 873 amino acids. The transcript is spliced from 3 exons. Lineage: Eukaryota; Viridiplantae; Chlorophyta; Chlorophyceae; Chlamydomonadales; Chlamydomonadaceae.
AUAUCGCACUCGUGCCCCACGCAUGGCAUCUCUACGUUGGCGCUUCGGCCUCGGUGACCUUAUGACUCGCACGAUUCGCUCUCAUUAAGAUCGGUUGGCCGUUGGAUAUUCGGGGCUUGGCACUUGGCUUAAAACCGGCGCGUUCGGCGCUUCGGUACGGUCGUACGGGCGCGCGCGGUGACGCGGGGCGCAACUACCUGUAGCCUUCGCGGCGUGCUCUUCUCGUCUCUCUCGCUCCUCGUCCCCUCUGGGCUGGGACCUUCUAUGCAGCCAGUUCUAGGCAGCCAGAACAGCCAGCGGCGGGGAGGGGGUUGCCAGCAAUUCACAGCUCGUGCCCUGCCUUGCUUCGCUUCGCUCAGUCGCGCCUCGUACGGCUCCUCUCGCCCCAGUCUCCAGCUCUCGAACCUCGCGCUCGCAUCCCUACUCCGUCUAACAGGUCUGUAAACAUGUCGCUCAGUCAGUGGUGGGAGCAGCUAGAGGAGGAGGCGCUGCAAGAGGAGGCACAGGACGUUCAGGCUCGCUACGCCGGCCAAUUCGUCUCUCAGCGCACAGCAGGCCCCCCACUCGGCCCCUCUGGCCCGGCCAAGCACCAGGCGGCCGCCGCGGCCGGCGGCCGCGUGGCUCCCGUGUCAGCGCCCCCUCGCGGCCCUGGCCCCAUCCUGCAUCGCAAACAGCCCUCUCGGCCACAACCCGACCCCCAAGGUGCGGAGGUCGUGGGUUUCUGGGAGGAUAACCCGGGAGAAGUGGUCGGGGUAGCCUCGCCAGCGCCACAGGCGCCUCAGCAGCAGCCGCCCCCCGGGCAGCCGCAGCCGGCGGCCGCGCCCCCUCGCAUGCGGGGCCGCCUUCGCGCUCGGGCACCGGUGUGGAAGGCUUGGAUCGUCAACUCGCUCGUCCUGUCCUGGGUCCUACAAGGCUUUCCCCUUAUCUGGGAGCACAACCCUCCGCCACCUUUCUCGGCUGGCAACCACGCCUCGGCCGAGAAGCACGCGGCCUUCGUGGACUCGUCCAUCGCCGACAUGCUCGCCUCCAACACCAUUCGGAAGUGGGUCGGCACGCCUCACAUGGUCUGCCCCCUCGGUGUGGUGGAGCAAGGCGAAAAAUUGCGGCUCAUUUGGGACGGGCGCGCCGUGAACGAUUACCUCCAUGUUCCAUCCUUCCGCUACGAGGACCUUCGCGCGGUGCCCAACUGGCUGCGAAAAGACGACUACGUCUUCACGUUGAACCUCAAGAGCGGCUACAUCACCUCGACAUUCGGCCCGACUGCUGGAAACCAGAACGCUGAGACGCUCGUGGCUCGCCGCGAAAUCAUACUCGCAAAACUGGCCGACUUGGGCUUCAACGUCAACCUGGCCAAGUCCAUGCUCGGCCCGCCACAACACCGCUUCCGCUACCUCGGCAUGCUCAUCGACACGUCGGAAGGUGUGUUCAUCGUGCCCGACGACAAGCGCUCACGCGUGCUGGACAGCAUUCGGGGCCUGCUCAAAACGAAGCGGCCCUCCGCGCGGGCGCUCGCCUCCGUAAAAGGCCAGCUAGUCUCCAUGACCUGGGCGAUGGGCCCCUGGGCCCGCCUCCGCACUCGCGCCCUCGGCCAGCUCAUCGAAACUCGUCGCUCCUGGGAAUCACACUUGCGCCUCUCGGAGGAUGCGCGGGACGAGCUCACGUGGUGGUUGGACUCCUUCGACAAGUUCAACGGCCGGCGGCCCCUGUGGCCGCCGGUGCGGGUCACGUCCCUCAUCCACUGCGACGCCGCCGGCCGCUCUGCAGACGGCCUCGGCGGCUGGGGCGCCUGGACCGUCCUGGACGGGCAGCUAUCCGCAGCCAGAGGCAAUUGGAAGCCCGCGGACAGCGCCAUGGGCUCGACACCUCAGGAGCUCCGCGCCAUUCUGCUCGCGCUCCAAUCCUUCGACGGCCCCGCAGGCCUCGCUGGCCACGCGGUGUGUGUCCUUACCGACUCGCUCAACGCCUCCAACGUCAUUAACAAGGGCUCUGCGCGCGCCGACAACUCGCACGCCAUCGCUUGCACCCUGCACGGCUACUGCUUCGAGCGCGCCAUCAACAUCCGCGCCGAGUGGAUCCCGCGGGAGCAGAACCAAAUCGCGGACCACCUGUCCAAGCUGCGCGACUCGGACGACUGGAUGGUGAACCCUACCCAGUUCAAACGCCUCAACAAGCUGUGGGGGCCGUUCGACAUCGACCUCUUCGCCUCCCACACCAAUCACCAGCUGCCUCGUUACUACUCGCGCUUCCUCACACCUGACACGUCGGGAGUGGACGCCUUCCGCUUCGCUUGGGGCCGGCGCUGCUGGGCUAACCCGCCAUUCGGAAUCAUCCUGAAAGUGCUGCGGCACGCCCGGGAGUGCAAGGCCCGCCUCUGCCUCAUCGUGCCGUACUGGCCGACUCGCGAUUGGUGGCCAGAGGUGACCACCGACGAAGGCUCGCGCUUCUGCCACUUCGUGCACGGCGUGCGCAUGCUGGGCCGCGCGUCCAACCUCUUCCUGCCGGGCUCCACCGGCAACUCGCUGCCCAAGGGGGCGGCGGAACUAGGCCUGCGGGCGCGGGCGCUGCUGCCCGGUAGCCACGCCGCGGACACGGAGUGCCAGGCGCUGGCCGCGCAGCUGGCCGAGGAGGCACCGCUGUCUCGGCGGCCGGCGACGCACAGCCAGUAUGGCGGCCCGUGGCGCAGCUUCCUGGCCUGGUGCCGGCGGCGCGCCCCGCCGGUCCCACCCUACGCCGCCUCGCCGCAGCUGGUCGCCCUCUAUCUGCAAUCGGUCCUCAACUCGGCCACCACGGACGGGUCCGGCCCUAGCCGAGUCGACGUAGCUGGCAAGGCCAUCGCCUUCCACUACAGCCUGGCGGGCCUGCCCAACCCAGCCGCAGCGGAAAGCUGCGCAAACGUGCGCGCCACCGCGGCCCGGCGGCUGCAGGUGCAGCGCUUGCAUCGGGAGGCCAUGUCCGCCGCCGACCUGGCGGCGGUCCUGUGCAACCCGGUCUCACCCGCGUUGUGGGCACCGUCCAAAUUUGCACUCGCUUCAACCCCGCAAAACCAGUCGGGGCAAAAGUCCGACUAGGAAUCUAACCUUAUGGGCAGCUUGCGCAACACCUUGCCAGCAUGUCAAAUCCGUAGUCCGAA